AUGGAUGCCGAUAUACCGCCUCCGCCAUACAGCCAAACCGACCUUAAUCCAAGAAAAUCGCCAUGUUCAAAGAGCUCUGAGAUUGUCGCUCCUCGAGGUUACUUUAAUACCCCGUAUUUACUCCAAACCCCUGUCGUAUCCACUAUCGACUUGAUCGACCAUCAACCUUGUUUCGAAGGGUCAUUUCUGAUACUGGAACCUACUCACCUCUGUUUUUCGUUGCAGGAACCAUUAUAUCCUGGUGCUGCUCCAUGUCAAAUCUACCAACUACAAAGAUCACCAUUAUCACGACCACAAGACUUUCCACAUUUUCCGCAAUUCUCAUUGAGAGACAUUACCGAGCAGGACUGGACAGCAUUUCUAAAUGAACUCCGUCCAGCCAACACAACUAAUCCUAGUUCCAAUCUCAACUCUGGCCAAUGCUUAAAAGCCGAACGGGUAGUAAAGGAGAUGUAUGGAUUGUCUCUAUCAGAUUCUGGUCUAUCAGGUAUUUGGAUUGGCUCGGACUCUGCUCUAAUUGCGGCACUUAACCAGGCUUCCCACCAUUCGGAGAUCACCUCUAGCUUGAGCUAUUUUGCUACAGAGUGGAAUAAAAAAUUCUUUGCGCCUCGUGGUAUGAAGAUCAUUUUCAACAAAAGAAACGACAUUCCGUUACACUUAGAAAAAAAAAAUAUCGCUCAAAGACCAUUGGUCACCAAGAAAAGUUUUUUUCAGGAUGGCUAUGGAUUCAAAAUUGGGCCAAUCUUAGUUAAUAGGCAAGGCUUCCGCAUUGGCCAAGUGUUGGUGGUAGAUCAAAACGGGUUCAGGCUUGGCAGAAAGCGAGGAAUCCAUGCUGGAAUAAACCAAUUGACACUAGGCGGAAGAGCAGUUGGGUGA
Molecule: messenger RNA, 876 nt
Organism: Blumeria graminis f. sp. triticale
Lineage: Eukaryota; Fungi; Ascomycota; Leotiomycetes; Helotiales; Erysiphaceae
Source: the annotation of a GenBank genome assembly